This is a messenger RNA of Raphanus sativus (radish), 1278 nucleotides long. Its product is annotated as transcription factor MYB86-like. The coding region runs from base 57 to 1073 and encodes 338 amino acids. The transcript is spliced from 3 exons. Lineage: Eukaryota; Viridiplantae; Streptophyta; Magnoliopsida; Brassicales; Brassicaceae. The record is from RefSeq and is a predicted model, not a curated record. Gene Ontology annotation, biological process: regulation of stomatal movement.
UGUUUCUUCAUUACUCUUAUAUAUCAAUUGCUUCAUAUCCAUAUUUGCAUAUAGAUAUGAGAAGUCAUUCCUGUUGUUAUAAGCAAAAGCUUAGAAAGGGCCUUUGGUCUCCUGAAGAAGAUGAGAAACUUCUCAACUACAUAACAAGACAUGGUCAUGGCUGUUGGAGUUCUGUCCCCAAACUCGCAGGUUUACUGAGAUGUGGAAAGAGUUGUAGGCUUAGGUGGAUCAACUAUUUGAGACCAGAUUUAAAGAGGGGAGCAUUCUCUCAAGACGAAGAAAGCUUGAUCAUUGAGCUCCAUGCUGCCUUAGGGAACAGAUGGUCUCAGAUCGCAACUCGGUUACCGGGAAGAACAGACAACGAGAUCAAAAACUUUUGGAACUCAUGUCUUAAGAAGAAGCUGAGAAGAAAAGGCAUUGAUCCAACAACACAUAAACCCCUAAUAAGCGACAUUCAAACGGCUAACGUCAUAGAUCAGAAAUUGACGUCAUCAAAUACUUCAGAAGUAGUAAAGUCAACGGGUUUGAUAAACAACCUACAUGAUGAUCAGUCAAUGGCCGUCUCAUCACAACCAGGUCCGUGUUGGUUCCCGGAGACCAAGACGACGGCUAAUCAAAACGCUGCGUUUUGCUUCAGUGCAAGUACUCUACCAACGGUUUCAGACCAGAUGACUUCAAACUUCAACCCAGUUCCAAACAAUUGGGAACUCAACUACUGCAGCAACACAGUUCCAUCUCACAGAAACAGUAUCUACAGUGCUUUCUUUGGAAAUCAUUACGCAGAAGCUAGUCAAAUCAUGAAUAAUAAUAACAAUAAUAAUCCUGUAAUGGAUCAUCAUUAUCAUCAAGACAUGAAGCCGUGGCCAUCAGAGAUUCUUCAUUACACAGAACAUAACCAAAGCUUAGAAACUGGUUUAGAAGCAGAAGUGAAGCCAUACAUUGCCAAGUACUACUUGGGAUCAUCAGUGUCAUCACUAAACGAAAGCGCUGCGAGAUUACUGCAUUCUGAGGUUGAUUUUUACGGUAAAAACCUUCAGAAGCUUAAUAAAAUGGCGUUUAAUCAGAGCCUUUAGAUUAUUAACAUGUGCGAGAGAGAGUUUAAAUAUUAUUUCUUCAUUUCUAUUCACGUUCUUUAGUUAAGUAUGUAUGUGUGCUUUUGGCUGUGUAAUGUUUUUGCGUGCUUUAGAUGUAAUUAAUUUUUCACCUUCUACCUGGUCGUGACUUUGACCUUAAUAGUGUCACAUUCUAUGUCUUUACGAACUUUAAUUAAGAAAUGGU